AUGGCUUCUUCUCCAGUUGUGUUGAUUCUAGGCGCUGGCAGCAAUGUCGGUCAACAUGUUGCCCGCGCAUUUGCCGCCAAAAACUACAAAGUUGCUCUUGUGGCUCGCAAACUGAAGGAAGAAGAAAGCACUCCGGAUCAGCUGAAUAUUCCGGGUGAUCUCUCCAACCCAAAUACCGUAGUUGACGCCUUUGCAAAAGUCAAGGCAGUUUUUGGCCACCCCAGUGUGGUUGUAUACAAUGCUGCUGCUGUUACGGCCAACGACGCCAAGAACCCACUCUCUUUGACUUUGACCGACUUUGCUCGCGACUUGAACGUCAACACUACUAGCGCUUUCGUUGCUGCCCAGCAGGCUGUUACGUCGUUUGAGAAACUGUCUAGCUCCGACUCCAGGACAUUCAUAUAUACCGGCAAUAUUCUGAAUCACGGCCCCCUGGCGGCUUUCCCGACUCUGUUGGACCUUGGGGUGGGAAAAUCAGCAACGGCGCAUAUCAUUCAGGCUGCGUCUAAUGCCUAUAAGGAUCAAGGUUUCAAAUUCUAUUAUGCAGACGAACGCAAGGCCGAUGGGUCGGCAGCAUUCGCCAUUGAUGGAGAAGCACACGCCAAAAUUUUUACCCAGCUAGCAGAAGGAACUACCCAGGGGCCUUGGGAACAAACAUUUGUCAAGGGGGUGGGAUACAAAAAUUUUGCGGCCAGCAACCUAUAG
Messenger RNA from Talaromyces rugulosus, 705 nucleotides. RefSeq lists its product as uncharacterized. Bases 1 to 705 code for a protein of 234 amino acids. The record is from RefSeq and is a predicted model, not a curated record. Lineage: Eukaryota; Fungi; Ascomycota; Eurotiomycetes; Eurotiales; Trichocomaceae. The transcript has 3 exons.